Messenger RNA from Closterium sp. NIES-67, 5721 nucleotides. The record is from the annotation of a GenBank genome assembly. NCBI's taxonomy places the organism in Eukaryota, Viridiplantae, Streptophyta, Zygnematophyceae, Desmidiales, Closteriaceae.
CACUUGCCGCUUCGGUCUAACGAGCUUGCCGCUUCUUCGCGAGCUUCCGCUACAUUUUUAUCUCGCAACGAACGAUUGUACUGUAGUUUGCCGCUCUUCGAGCCCAGAACUCGAAAUUCGUUACUGUGUAUAAGAAACGGUCGGCGAAUGAUCCGUCACGCACCGGACCAUCCUACUACCUAGUAGACCAGACUUCGCUAGAUUAGAGGCGACUUUUGAGUCGACGCAAAAGGCAGCUUGGACCAUCCUACUACUUAGUGGACCAGGCUUCGCUAGAUUAGAGGCAGCGGAACACACGCAUGGUCACGCGCCGAUCCGUCGUACAGCUUCAACACAUACUCGGGUAUUCGAGAGUCUCAAAACGCGCACCGAUUCUUCGUGCAGGCUCACUAUGCCCUUGAAGAGUCUGGCUUAGCUUCAUGGCUCCCCAAUCUAGAGUUUAGGAAUAAAGGGCCUAGUUCCAUGUCGCUUUGAGCAUCGCUCGAAGGCGAGAGUGUGCAGGCAAACUGCUCGCAAUCAGUUGGCGUUCGCGCGGUGAAAGAAAGCCUAGUUCCACGUCACUUUGAGAGCUUUAUAAAACGCCCAGCACAGCAUGGCCGGAGCCGACGACUCCGGUGACUAUAUCGAGAGCCCCGAGGAUCCCCGAAAAGUCGCCCCGAGUGAUUUCCCGUCUUUCGCGUCGGCUCGCAGAGAAUUCCCGCAUUUCACGCCGACAGCUAAUCCUAGUAGUAAUAGCCGGCGGUCCCAACUGUUCCCGAUAUUCCCGGUCGGCCAGAAGCCCGCGUCCGUCAAUUCCGUUUCCCAGGAAGACGGAAGUGGUAACGGAGGUGGUUUGCGAUUGCACGAGAUGACGGAAUCUGUUAGCGUCCCAGUUACCGUCCCAGUUAACGGCGCAGGAUCUCUGUUCCCGAUUCCUGGUGCAUUCCCGCGAGACCGGUCGUCGCGUGACGGUCCCGCCGGUGCGAAUCUGCCUGACGCUGAUUGGCUGACGAACUCCUCGUUUUCGGCCAACCUUCUCCCGGCUGCAGAGGCUGCUCGGCGCGCAGCGGUGGAAGCAGCUCGGCGCGCUGUGGGGGGGCGCGGAGAGGCGGUGGUGCGGAGAGUGAGGGUACGAGAAAGGAAAGGAGGAGGAAGGAGAAGGGGAAGGAGAGGAAGGAGAAACGGGACAAGACAAGCAAGAGCCGACACGAGAAGAAAAGGAGAAAGAGGAGGAAGGGAGGCAAAGGAGGUUCUUCGAGUGACAGUUCAGGGGGUGACAGUAGCGAGAGUGGGGACUCUAGGGGGGAAGGAGUAUGUGAUCGAUGCCAAGGGCGACAGGGACAACUAUGCCUUUGGGUCGCUGUACAGGUUGAAUGUUGCCAGGUAUUUCGCCCACCCAACCGCCGCCACUGCCACCACCGCCUCCCCCUCCUCCCCCUGGGCGCUGGCCUUCGGUGCUGCGGGCUCCUCCACCCCCAUCCCCGUCCUCCGCGCCCCUGCUUGGCCCGGCCUCAUGCAGUCAAAGAGCAGAGGAGGAGGAGCAGCAGAAGGAGUGGGGGGGUUAGGGGUGGACGACAGAGUUCGGGGAGGGGUGGAGGAGGGAGGAGAAGAGGGAGGGAGAGAGGGAGAGCUGAGCAGAAGAAGAAGUGGAGCUAGUGAUGGCUAUGCUGCCACUGAUGGUGGUGGUCCUGGUGCUGCUGCUGCUGCUGGUGGUACUGGUGCUGCUGCUGCUGCUGCUGGUACUGGUGCUGCUGCUGCUGCUUCUCCUGGCGCCCCCCCCACCUCCCUGCCUUACAAAAUCGGGCGAUUCGCGUCUGAAACAGACCAAGGGGCCAGUGAGGACGACACCGACGGUUUCCUUCCCCUAGAACCUCCCUUGCCCCCCCCAUCAUCAACCCGUGGCGUUAAACCCCUCACAAGCGACAGCACCAGGGAGGGGGGACGAUGUCGGAGAAAGCAGCAGGGGUGGGAGGGACGGGAAGGGGAGGAGGCGGAGGUGGAGGAGGGCGAGACGUGGGACGAGCAUGUGUUCCGCCGCACGAGGGAGUUUAAUGAGGAGACGAGAAAGCGGCCGCUGGACGAGCACCUCUGGCUGCAGUUUGUUGCUUUCCAGGACGAGGCGGCGAAGGGCGGCGGCGGGCGGCACCGGGCGGCCGUGCUGCGGCAGGUGACUGAGAAGAAGGUGGCUGUGUUGGAGCGAGCGCUGGAGCACGUGCCAGACAGUGAAGCGGUGGUUCUCAUGUACCUGCACACAUGCAGUGGCCGUGAUGACGCCACUACACUAGACGCCAAGUGGCGCAGUGCCAUUGGCCGGAGCCCUGCCAGCCCGAACCUCUGGCGGGGCUACAUCCGGUGGCAGAGGGGGCAGUUUGCCACUUUCACGGUGUCCAAGAUCCGAGAGACCUACAUUGCUGCCAUUCGUGCGUUGGUUGGGAGAAGGAAUCAGCUGUGGAGACUGCUUCAGCAUAAGCCCAACGACCCAAUCAAAACCCGCCACCUGGCAGCCUCUGAAAUCGCAGCAGUUGACAUGCUUCUGGAGUCAUGCCGCUUUGAGCACCAAUCAGGGCACGCUGAGCUGGCAGUGGCGCUGCUGCAGGCCGAGACGGAGUACGCCGUCCGGCCGCCGCCCCUGCCCUUGUCGUUUUCUGAGGGGAGCAAGCUGAGGGAGGAGGGGUAUGGGAUGGGGGGAGAUGGAGGGAAGGGUGAGGGGGAGGAGGAGAAAGAGGAGGAGGAGGAGGAGGAGGAGGAGGAAGAGGAGGAUAGGGGGGGAUGGACUGGUUGGCAAGAGGUUGUGAGGAAGGGAGAGGGUGGGGAGAAAAGGGAUGCAGGGGAGGGAGAGGGAGAGGGAGAGGGAGAGGGGGAGGAGGUGAAAGAGGGGGAGAAGGGGAAGGGAGAAGGGGGAGGCAGAGACGACAAGGAGGAGGAAGAAGAGGACGAGGAGGAGGAAGAAGAAGAGGAGGAGGAGGAGGAUGAGGACCUAGAGGCAGAGCUCAUGGAACGGCUUAAACUGGGGAAGGGCGGAGCUGGUAGUGGUGGGAGUGCAGGUGGUGGUAGCAGUGGUGCUGGUGACGUGGCGGAGGAGGAUUGGGUGAAGGACCCGGGCGUGUGGCAGCGGUGGGCGGCGGAGGAGAGGAGGAGGGAGAGCAGGCAGUGGCGGCCAAUGAGAGCCACAGGAAAGGGGAAAGGGGCUGAAGACAAGGAAGAGGAGGAGAAGGAGGAGGAGGAGGAGGAGUUGGAGCGGGUGGUGGAGUAUGAGGACAUUCGAAGCCGCAUCUUUUCUCUGAACUCAGAGGCGGCAAAGCGCCGAUUGCUGCUGGCUGCUGCUGCCUUCUUCGAUGCGCCCCUGCCCGCAUGGCGCAGCACCAACGACAGCAGCUUCCUGGAAGCAUCGGAAUCACUACAGAGUGUCCCACGCUCCAUUACCACACCCUUUCGAGCUCCAGCUGUUACUUCAGGUGCUUCAGGUGCUGCUGCAGCUGGUGCAAGGACAGGAGGGCAGAAUGAGGGAGAGGAGGGGCUAGAGAGCCCAGUGGCAGGGGAGGAGGAGGAGGAGCAAGGCAACUUGGCCCGUGGUGCUGCUGUCCUUGACGCUCUAGCUGGUGGCCCCAUGUGGUUUGAAGCAUGGGGGGAUGAUGGAGGGAGGGGAGGGAGAGGGGGCGAGGGUGAGGGGAAUGGAGGGAGAGAUGAAGGUGGUGAGGAGGAGGGGGGUGGAGACGGUGCGAGGGAGAGGAUAGGCUUUGUCCGCAGCUUCCUGGAACUUGCCUGCCAGUGGAUUCCGGAUGACAAGCACCUGCAGGAGGCCCUGGUGCUGACGUCAGCUGCUGCUGCAUCUGCUACAGUGCCUGCUGCAGUACCUUCUGCGCUACCGCCCCUUUUGCCCCUUGCGCCUCAGCAUGUAGCGAAUCCCCUAGAUGGCACUGCAGUAGGGAAGAGCAGAGGAGGCACAGCGGCGGCCAUAGAAGCUCUUUUGGAGAGAGCGAGGGAGAGAGGGGUUACUGCUACAGGCGCUGCUACGACCUCUCACCACCACCACCUGCUACAGCCGGCGUCAGUACCAGACGCACACCUGCUCUUGGGCCAUCCUGAUUGGCCGAUAGGGUCAAGCAGGACAGGACCAGAGGAAACAAACAAGACAGCUUAUGCAGCCAAGUCGGUGCUUGCAGCUAAGGCAGAGGCGAAGAGGCUAUUAAAGAUGCGGCGGCAGGAUCUGGGGUUAUGGGCUGUCUACGCCCGGCUAGAGGCUGAGUGCGGCAAUCUGGAUGCCGCCCGGAAGGUUCUCGAGACGGCACUGGCGUCAGUGGCUGCUCUUCCCAAGUCCGCUGCCGAAGCCACGCCUCUCCUUGUGCUCGCAUACGCCCACAUCGAGCUAUCGCACUCCAGUCACUCCGCCAAGCAGCACUUGGAGCCACAGCAGCCAUGCCAGCAGACCAGCAAAAGGGGGCCUCGCCUGCACUGGACCAUCAACCAGCACUGGCGGUCCCUCCACACCCUCGCCUCCUUCGCCUCAUCUGACCCUUUUUCUGCCCCCCCACCGCUCCCCUCGCACCUUGGGCCAACUGAGGGGAAAGAGAGCGGCUCUAUGAACCACCACUCCUCCUGGGCAGCUUGUAAAUAUUUCCCCCAGGCUUCGCUGAUACGCGCGCGGGCAGGUUUCCACUUAAAGCUCCAAGAAGCAAAGAAAGCCCUUGCCUCUUCGGCUGCUGCUGCUGCUGCUGCUGCUGCUCCAAGUGCUGCAGCUGCUGCCGCUUGUCCUGCUGCAAACCCCUCUGCUGCUUCCUCUGCUUCUACUGGUGCUAUGAGUGACACCAGCAGUAGGUCGCUGAUACAUGAAGAGAGCAACAGAGCGCUGGCAGCGGUGGCUGUGGUGCUGUGUGCUUCCCUCUUUGAGCUCCUGGCUGCUCCCUCUCCCCCUGAAGGCGUCUCUGCUGCUGCUGCAGUGCUGGAUGCGAGCAUUGCUGCCGUGCUGCCAGGACGUCGCGGCUCCAGUUUGGCCCUGGAACUCAUAUUCGAACGAUACGCCUCCCUCUUGCUGCACGCUUUACCAGCCAUUCGCCCACAGCAGGUGCGGCGAGUGGUGCUGCAAGGUUUGAAGGAGUUCCCCAGCAACGUGCACCUUCUUGGCACCUUCCUGCGGCUGGAGUCGCGUAGUGCGUUCACCAACAGCAUCCGACGCUUCUUUGACCAAACGACCGCCAGGUUAUGUCAUCCCUCACCGCUGCUCUGGCUGCUCAGUCUCCUAGUCGAGGUGGCAAGGCCAGGGGCCCGUCCACGUGUGCGCGGGUUACUAGAACGGGCUCUUGCCAGCUCAGCGCAGGGCAGUGGCCAAUGUGUGCUGAUGUGGCGGCUGUACAUUGGCUACGAGCUCCGCAUCAGUAGGAAUGCUGAUGCUGCAAGGAGAGUGUUCUUCAGAGCCAUCCACGCGUGUCCUUGGUCAAAGGCCCUGUGGCUGGAUGCAUUUACGCAACUCCAGGGGGUGAUCAAAGGGGAGGAGUUGAACGAGCUUGCCAACAUGAUGAGGGACAAGGAGUUGCGUCUACGCACUGAUGUCUAUGAGAUCUUGCUUCAAGACGCCCAAUAAAGUUUGCAAGGUUGAGAGAGCUUGUGUGUAUGUAAAGCUGCUCAAUGGUGGUUAAGCGAUGGUUUUUAACUUGCUCUUUUGGUGUAGUUCAAGCUCGGUUACUGAUCGCCAGGUGGAGGAUUUUGGGUUGCCAGCGGGGAGUUCAAAGAUUUUCAUUGGCGUAU